GGCUCAUUGAUAGGAAUGCAGGGUUAGUUAGGAAUUGUUAGUUGUUAGGAAGUUAGUUAGACAGUUAUAAGGCAUGUUGCCUAUAAAUAAGAGAGGAUAGUGAACAUUAGGGGUAUCUUUGUAUUCUGUUAGGAAUUGGGUUUAGAGAGAGAAGUGGUUCUCUUUCUAGGGUUAGAGAGGGUGUUUGGCAUCUCUCUCAUGUAUCUUUCCCCUAAUCCCCAAUUGGGAAUUAGGGUUCUAUCAAUAAACUACUGCUAAAUUUCUGAGUUCUAUCAUUGGUAUCAGAGCACCAUCCUGGUGCCUGAACCACGACAAUCCUAGGCUGCGCAAGAGGAAAGGAGAAGAAUGGCAAGUUCAGAAGUUGUUCAGGAAAACCAAGAAUUGAGAGCGAGGAUGGAGUCAGUGGAGGCUAUCACCGGGAAGAACGAGUUCGACCUAGCAGGGGUGGCGAAGAAAAUGGGGGUGCGACUUGUUACAAAUCCUGAUCUUGUGAAAGAAAUCUCAAGAUUGGAGAACAAAUUGCGAGAUCUUGAAGAGAGGAGAAAACAGAGGGAACAAGAAAGGAGAGAAGCAGAGGCUGCGCAGAGAGAAUCAGAGGCUGCAAUCGAAGCGGGGCGAACAGCGGCAGCGACGACGUUGUUGAGAGGAAUGAAGACGAUGGCGGAAGAAGAAAGAUACGCUACGGUGGGUGAGCAACCAUCAGAAGUAGAGGAAGAUUUGACUUCUGAGGAGACGCUGGAACCCAAUGUUGAAGCGGCGGAGGAAGAUCGAGUAGCGGCGGAGGCAAUGCGAAAGGAAUCAAAGUUCGCUUCAGAUGUGGAGAAAAACCUAACUUUUGCGAUGAAGGGCUUCAAUCUUGCAUCAGAGGUAGCAAUGCCGCAAUUGGAGAUGAAGAGUGGCAAGAUCCUGCAUGUCCAAAAUGGUGAUGUGUUGGGCACGAUGUUUCGAGUUGCUGCGGAGGCCACGUUGACGGAAACCACCAUGCAGCCACCAUGGAAGCGACCACACACAUUUGUUGGUGGGCCGGAGAAGACAAAACGUUCGCUGGUGAAACCACCAAACACGCUUGUUUGCAUGCCGGAGAUGAUAAAUCGUCCACCGGCGAAACCGCCUAAUAUAGGGGCUUUGUGGGCGUCGACGUCGGCGGAGUUUAUCGUCGCAAGUCGUGCACCAAUGGGGAAGAGAGAUGACAGAUUGAAGAUGAGUCUUCUCCAAUGUCGCAAGGAGGAUCUGCCUCCAUCAUUGGAUCCGUCAGAGCACAGUACUCCUGCAAAGUUCGCUACUUCGCAAACGGCAAGAGAGGUGUCGACGAGAGCAAUUCCACAAGCGAAGGAGAUGAAGGCAGCAAGCAUGCAGGUACAGUUUCUGCCACUAAAUUCAUCGAAAUCAACUAUUUGUGUGGUGAACAAAGGGAAAGUGGAAGAUAAGAGACAAGCUAAACUGAUCACUGUAACCAUGCGUGAGUGGUACUGUUUCUGUAAUGAUCUCAAAACAGAGACGAGGCCAGCAAGGAUUGGGUCUGAGUUGAACAUUUUUUCUAAGCGAAUGGGACAAUCCCAAAACACUAAAAGGGGGGAUUGGGCCUUACAACAGAAUAGGGGAGUCAAAUUAAUAGAUUGGGCCAACUUAUCAGCUUUUGGGUCAAAACCCAAUUUGCCCAUGUACUUGAAGCAGGGAACCAGAACUCAUUUCAAAGAGUUACAGAGAACUAUGCUGUUGACUACAAGUGUAGACAUUGAAGAGGAUGGGAUUGCUGUGUCAAAAUUAUACUUCAGCUUUGAUUGUGAGUUGCAACACAGUUUUGGCCAUCUUGGUACUGGACAGGAGCAAGACAGUAUUUUGGGGUUAUUAAUUGAUCCGGGUGGACACAAUAUGAGAAUGGGGGGAGGAAGUCGAAGAACAGUGGGGGCUAAGAACAAGUAUUUAAGUGAUUUGUUCUAUAUUGUCAUUUUGGGGAGUAUAGAAUAUUGGGGUAAACUUGAGUUCUUGGUCCAAAGAGUUGAUAAUGAGGUUUAUAAGCCUUGUGGUUAUUUCCCUGCUGAGUUCAAGUAUCAACUAUUCAGCAAUCUAGGGACCCAUGAUGAUGAGUCAAUUUUCACAGCCACCAUGGCAAGGAAUUGGGGAGAUUAUGCUAUUUGUAUCCAUGACAUGGCUAAAGUAAUGACAGUGACUAAAAUGAAGGACAGGAACAAGCAAUCUUCCAAUUUCAUAUUGCUCCCUUGCCACCUUGAUCACACUAGAGUACCUUUGAUAAUUUGGCAUUCAUUAGAUCCCUAUAUUCUGGUUUUCACUACUGUUGAGGGUGAUGCUAUGCUAAAGAUGGGUCAUGCCCAGGUUCGAAGGUGGGCUCAAGAGGUGGAAAUUAGAGCUGUGCAUGAAAUGGGCUUGGAUUCAGCUGAGUUAGCUGCUGGUUUUUACAGCUUGGGUUCUCAAAGUGCUGAGUUAUAUAGUUUGGGGAGGCUAGUUUUUGAAGGUUCUGCUACCUUGCUUCUUCAACCUGUUGGCAACCGCUUGGUCUUCUACACAUUGUUUUUCCAGAAUGGGAACCUUGGCAACAGUUAUUUGAGUUGGCCUAUGAAGAUGAUAUCCAAUUCUUAUGUGGCUGGGAAUAUUUGCUUUCUGCAAUGGGAUCCAGGUGGAAGUUGUGCUUGUCCCAUUUGGAUUCUUGAGAUAGUUGUUCCAUGAUGUAGCUUGUCAUUUGUCUUCACCUUGAGGACAAGGUGAAUUUUCAGGGGGGGAGUAUUGAUAGGAAUGCAGGGUUAGUUAGGAAUUGUUAGUUGUUAGGAAGUUAGUUAGACAGUUAUAAGGCAUGUUGCCUAUAAAUAAGAGAGGUUAGUGAACAUUAGGGGUAUCUUUGUAUUCUGUUAGGAAUUGGGUUUAGAGAGAGAAGUGGUUCUCUUUCUAGGGUUAGAGAGGGUGUUUGGCAUCUCUCUCAUGUAUCUUUCCCCUAAUCCCCAAUUGGGAAUUAGGGUUCUAUCAAUAAACUACUGCUAAAUUUCUGAGUUCUAUCACUCAUUUUAUAGUGCAUGUUUGAAAACUCGUUUGGAAACCACGGUGAAGUCAAAAUUAUGAUGGACACUCGUUUGAAAAACUCAUUUGCAACUUACCUUAGUUUUUGCUUUAGUCCAUAAUUUUGGAUUCACUGUAGUUUUCGAACGAGUUUCCAAACAUGCGCAGAUGGUCACUUGAUUUAAGAAUAUCAAGGAGAAAGUUAUUCUAAUUGAGCUUUUGUUAU
This is a messenger RNA of Lotus japonicus, 3235 nucleotides long. RefSeq lists its product as uncharacterized. The transcript has 2 exons. The coding region runs from base 346 to 2685 and encodes 779 amino acids. Lineage: Eukaryota; Viridiplantae; Streptophyta; Magnoliopsida; Fabales; Fabaceae. The record is from RefSeq and is a predicted model, not a curated record.